Messenger RNA from Geodia barretti, 528 nucleotides. The record is from the annotation of a GenBank genome assembly. Lineage: Eukaryota; Metazoa; Porifera; Demospongiae; Tetractinellida; Geodiidae.
AUGUCGUUUUGGGACAGGCUUUAUAUCCCUGGACUUAUUAAGGGUAUGCUCACGACACUGAAACAUAUCCCCAAGAGGAAAUUUACUUAUCAGUACCCCGAAGAUCCACGUAGUGUUGAAGAGCGCAAUGAUCGCUAUCGUGGCAUCCAUAAGCUGCCGUUAGAUCCGGAAGGCAAUGUCAAAUGUGUGGCAUGCUUUAUGUGCGCAACAGCCUGUCCGGCAGACUGUAUCACCAUUCAAGGCGGUCCUGCACCCGAAGGCUGGAAAACGAAAGAAGGUUAUCAACGCGAAAAAUAUCCCGAAGUUUUUGAGAUCAAUAUGCUGCGAUGUAUCUUCUGUGGAUAUUGUGUUGAAGCGUGUCCAGAGGAUGCAAUCCAGAUGACAGGGAUUACACUCCCGCAAUACUUUAGAGAAAGACAAAAAGAGGGUGAAGUUCUCGGCAGUUCGCGGAAAGAUUUCAUCUUUGAUCAAGAGAUGCUGAUAGCUAAUAAUGACAUUCCCGAACAAGGACUUCAUCCGGAUUCGUAA